Messenger RNA from Saccharomycopsis crataegensis, 8739 nucleotides. It is a transcript of the gene TEL1, whose product is annotated as DNA-binding protein kinase TEL1. The transcript has 2 exons. Lineage: Eukaryota; Fungi; Ascomycota; Saccharomycetes; Ascoideales; Saccharomycopsidaceae. Gene Ontology annotation, molecular function: protein binding; protein serine/threonine kinase activity. The record is from RefSeq and is a predicted model, not a curated record. Bases 1 to 8739 code for a protein of 2912 amino acids. Gene Ontology annotation, biological process: DNA repair.
AUGGAUGGGGAUCUUGAAAGAACGAUAGAGUCUCUUUUUUCACCCAAAAUCAAAACCCGUAACGAUGUGUUGGAUCACCUAGAAAACUCCUUGGAUUCCCAGAACUUUACCAAAAAUAUAGAUAAAAAGCUGGCUGCUUCUUUAAUCAAUGGGUUGUACUCGUCAAUUGAAGUUGAUUUAACCCUUUUGCGCUCAGGCAAAGGCUCUUCAAGCGCCAUUGAGUCAAGGCUUGUUAAAGCUUCCAGAAGUAUUAGAAAAUUCCUUCAGAACAGAGGCCCAAAGUUGAAAAAUAACCAGAUAUCCAAAAUAAUGGGUAGGAUAUUGUCGACUUUUGAAACUAUUCAUUAUAGACCAAUGUCAUUGGAGUUUGCUAAGAGCUUGUCAUUCUUGACGUCUAAGACCUUGUACAUAUUGUCAAUGAGAGAUCCAGACUAUACAUCAAUAGUCAAGUCAUUGAUACGAAUAUUGAACAAAGAAUUUCAGAGACAUGAAGCUUCCAAUGGGGAUAACAUCAUCUGUGCGGUUCUAGAGGCACUUCACAACACCAUAUCAUCCUUUGCAUUGUCGUCGCCGAGAUCAAGCUUAUUCGCCAAAUCUAAUGAUUUAUUGAUAUCUUUAGUGGAAAUGUUGACGAAAUUUAUCGAAAGAUUCCAGAAAAGUUCUUUGAAUAUGGUGCUCGCUUUCAAGAUGGCCAAUUUCAUCAUUAUCAAUGGCUGCUUGGAAUCAGUUAAAUUGGUACAUCGGUUGAUUCUAAAAUUUAUGAAGGUUUUGCCCUGUCUUCAACUAUACAAUUAUUCUUCUCUUAAAGAUAUAGUUCUAGUGUUUUUGAAUUUAUCUGGAGAUUAUAUUAUUUCCUAUCAUAGAGUUCCUCGCCAAUCUCAAUCAGAAAAUAUUGCCGAGUUGGAUGACCUAAAAACCAUCAAGACAAUGAUUGUUGAAAUAAUUAACUUAAUCGACUUACAACUUAUUAACUCCAAGGACCAUGAGUACGAUCUUCAUAUAAAAUCAAUAAAUUUCUAUGACAGCGCAAUACAUCAUAAUAUAAGCCAUUGGUUUAAACUUGAUUUCAUUUUCCUCUCGCCCAAACAAAAAAAUCAACCAUUUCAUUCAGACCAAAGGGCAUGGUUGUCUAGAGUAGUUACCGCGAAACUCGUAGCUAUCUACUUUGAGAUUCUAAAGAUGAAUGAAAAUCAAGAUGAUGAAGAGGAGCUGCAGCAAAAGCCAAUGUUAAAAAAGAGAAAGGUGGUUCAUAAUUCAUUUUUCGGGAAAAUGAAUGGUGGUGCUAUAACCGAUACUGAUUUCAAUUUAGUAGAAGUGUUGAACCAAUCUAGUUCAUUUAUGAAUUUUUUGAGCUUAUUGCUCAAGGUAAACAAAGAAGUUAUUGGUUGCCAGAUUCUAUUAUUCUAUCUUUCUAUGAAGCCAAGGUUAGAUAUAUUAAAUGAUAAUUCAUUAUUAAAUGUGGUUGAAGCAAUUUUUUGCAAGCUUGAUGAUACUAAGCUUUCGGGUUGGUUAUUAUUGGCUUCAAAAGUGAUUUUGGAGUACUUGUUGGUGCAGGACAUCUCUAGAAUUGAAACCUGUUACGGAUUCAAGGGCCUUGAAAAAUUGUUAAAAAUUUGUUUACAAUCUUUGAAUAAUAGUACUUAUGGAUCUGUUUGCUGCUCUACUGCCAUUACCAUUUUAAAUUAUUUUGAGGCAAAGGAUUAUAUGAAGCUCAAAUUAGCAAAUGAUUCAAUUCUAAACCAAAUUGUGUACUCCAUGAUCGAUCUAGCGGAAAUUAGGGGCCCAGCUACAGUGAAUAACCACAGCUUUAUGUUUUGGUUCAAGUUAUACGCCAGCUUUGGUAACCACUCCAAAAUUGGCAAUAUUAUUAGUGAAAAGGUAUUGCUUUGGCUUUUAGGAAAAUUUGACAGAAUGGUGUCUACAUUGAAUGAUAACCAAAACUCGAUACUUGGUACCUUCUUAGUAUGGAUUUUGGGAGGCCAAGGGAUAACUGUUACCAAUGAUCAACUAUAUGGCACGGAUGGAAGUUUUUAUGAUUUCAAAACUUAUAGCAGAAGCUUUAUGAAUUAUUGCGUGCUAUGGAAAAGUAGUGAAGAGUUUAGGGAUCGACUCGCCUUGAAUUUUGUUAGCGCAUAUCAACCCGGUGACAGUUUACUGGUUGGUCCUCUUCAGAAAUCCUCAAACCUGCAAGAAUUAGUUGACCAAUUAUUGUUAACUUGGUUCAAGUCAUUAGAUGAGAUUUCGACGGGAACCCAGUUAGAACCUAGCGCAAGUUCAAAGGGUGAUAAUUCUACAAUUUCUACUGUAUUAGCUUUACAAUUACUUGAUGUUUAUAUCUUGAAGCUUGAUGACACAGUGUUGAAAGGCAGUAAGCACAACAUUGAAUUUAAAUUGGAGUCUGUUUUGCAGGAGAGACUAUGCGAGGCCUCAGCAUUAUCUUUGCUUAAUAACUUCUCUUUGUUGAAUAGUUACUGUCUGCAAAAGACCGAGAUUCAUAAAACAAGGAAGGUGAAUCUUCUAAAAUUCAUAAAUUUGAGGAAAUUGGUGUUCAAUACUUUACAAUUACUUAAGAAUGGAGAAUCUGAAACCAUUGAAGGAUCAAGAUCCAUGAGAUACCACUCUCCAAGCCCAUUGCCGAGUGAAGAUCCCGAUGGGUUUGGGGCUGUGAGAAGACAUCGUGGUGAUCUAGAAUUUUCAGAUACUGAGAUUAAUCACUUCAAGUUGGCGGAAUUAUAUCUGAAAACUUCUUUACAAGAUCAACUUUUCUUGUUUGUAGCUGAUAUCAUUAAUUCUAGUGACCAAAGUGAAAAUGCUAUUGCCGAGGACUUUAAAGACUCCGUUGACUUCUUGAUGCUAUUGACGCCAUCUCAGUUUAUUGAUUGUUGCGGGUCCUAUUUCAAGAUAUUAUCAACUACUGAACGUCAUAAGUUGCCGAUGGGCAAGAAACUUGUGAGAUUGAUCGGUAACAAAUUGUUGGCUUCGGACCAUUUUGAAACCAAUGAAAUUGCUAUCUGUUUUGCGUGCCGCUUACUUUCAAUAAUCACUUAUGAAUAUUACAAAUUUGAAAAAGAUUACAACGAUGUUUUAAAGUAUCUUUUGGAACUCCAAAAAUCAAAGUUUCUUAACACCGCUGAUUCAUUGAAAGAAUUUCAAGCGUUGCUUUUAUUGUUAAUACCCGAAGUCUUCAACCUCCAGCCCGGCACUGAUGAAGGAAUCAUCCUGCCGUUAUUUAAAGUUGACCUUGGAACUCAUAUCACUGUUGCGUUCGAUAACCAUGAGGCAAAUUUUUUGCGAUUAAACUUGGCCAAUGAGUACUCCAAGUUCUUUGAGAGGGCAACUUGUGAGAUAAUUACUGCGUCUUAUAACAAAAUCUAUAAAGUGUUUGACUUACCUCAACAAAGCCUGGAAUGCUUUUUCACCUUUGCCUAUUUCUUGGCUUCCAGCACCAAAAAUUCUAAAUAUACCACCAGCUAUUACUUGUUUAAUGUGACGGAGUUCAUCUCGUUCCAUCAUUUAGAGGAUUAUAUAGUCAUGUGCUUUGACCUAACCGUUAAGAAAUUAGGGUUGAAGAACAGGAACGAGUUGUUUUGUCAGUUUAGACUAGAGAUUUUGCAGUUUUGGCAUCAAUCAAAGUCGCAAAUGACCGAGUUCCCGUUUGCGCUUUUUGGAUAUAGUUCAGAAAAAGAGUUCAUUUCAAGAAACUACCAGUAUAUAGUCCCGGUUAUUUUUUCCGGAAAGAGAUCAGGAAAUAGUGAAGAUAUGUUAAACUAUAUUGUAUCAAGUACUGGCAAAGAAGCGAAAAAACUUGUGUUUGAAUGCUUGCCCACGAUUGUUUGCUUGGCAUUCACGCAAAAUGGAAUAAAGAAUGAUGUCUUCAAAGGGGUCUCCUCUUGUGUUGGUAGUGAUCAAGUCAAACUGGUUUUCCGCAAAUGGUUAUCAGACAUUAUCUUAAGCGUGAUCAUCUUCUGCAAUUUAUCUGAUAGAAAGGCACUAUCAAUAGUUUUCAAAUCGGCCAAUGAGGAUGAUGGAUUACAAGAAUUCAAAAUAAGGGACACAAACAGCUUGAUUCCAUUAGAGGCUCCAGUAAUUGGGAUUGCUCCGAAAACCGCGAAGGCAUUAAUAAAGGUAUUAUUGGAGAAUUUUUACAAGGGUGAUAACUUUUGGAAACUGUCUACUAUUUUCUUCUUGACCACCAACAUUUUGCGGCUACUUAACGAUGCUUUAUCAAUUGAUGACAAAUUAUCCAAUUUGAGGAAAUUGAAUGUUAUUUUGUCAUACACCAUGGCCGAGAGCUACUCGCCUGAAAUCUUAAAAGCAGUGAUUUAUGGACUAUUACCAUAUGUGUUUGAUUAUAACUUGAAGGACGAAGUGUCAUACAUCAUGUUAAAAGCUUUGGUGGGGGGUUCAAAGUUGUUGGUGAAUUGUGAUUUAGUCAUAUUUAAACUAGUAACAGCUUUGGCAGGAGAGAUCUUGGAGACAGGUAAUAGAGUCGAAGCAUUGGAACGUUGGUUUAUCAAAUUUUAUAAUGAGUUGCUGGAUGAUACAGAAAUUAUAAAUUUGGUUUUAAGACAAUUAGUUAGUAUUUUGAAGAAUGAAAAUUGGCAACUUACAGCCCCACAGUUAACCAUGAUUAUCAAAAAAUGUUACAAUGAAAAAGGAUAUGCUCAGUGGUUGGAAGAAUUUGUCCCUAUUUUGUUUUUGUCAAAUGAUAAUGACUUUUCUUUGAUCAUUGAUUCCGUUUCUCCAGAUUAUACAUUGGCGACAUUUCUCUAUCACAUGAAGCGGAAAAAAGGGUCAUCGCCUAAAUUUUUGAGAUGGAGGGCUAAUUAUUUAGGUUGUUUUUACUCUGAGACUGGAGUGGGGUUUGAGGUAGCUAAACCUAGGAAAAAUUUGUCGUGGCUUAAAUCAGCAUUCGAGAAAAAAUCUGUUCAUUAUGUCAUGUCUUUUUUGUUCAAGGAUUUGAAAACAUGGGUUGAUGAGAAUAUUAGUAAGUUCGAUAAGAAACAGUUAUUGAUGCAAGACACUUUAAGGGUGUUCUUUAGCAUCCAUUUGCAAGACCAAGAUAUUUUUAGUAAGGUGUGCAGCUUUAAUGAGAUUUUCGGGGAAUAUGAAAAUUGCAUCGUUCCUUUAGACUUUUCAGUUUUCGCAGUCCAACAUCCAAUGGAAUUAGAGUACCAUAGUAUGGACUUGGCGAGAUUUGUGGAAACUGAUUAUUUCGUUUCAUUAUUCACUGCUGACUUUGAUAAAUGGUGCACCGAACUCUGUUUAUCAUUGAUUGAUGGUUUACUGGGUAAUGCGGUGUACCUCAGGCCUCUAGCGGUGCUAUUUAAGAACUCUCCGGAUUUUAGUAAAAAAUUCCUUCCUAACUUAGUUGUGUUCUUUCUUGAUCAAACUCCUCAGAAAAAUGUUACAUUGAUCAGCAAACUAGUUGAGAAGUAUUUGUGUUUGGAUGAAGCUUGCAUGUGCCAAGAGUCAAUGGAACUCUUUGUUGAUUUGUGCUUAAGAUUAAGAAUUGGCAGCAAAUAUAACGACAAGAAGUUUAUUCAAGCGUUUCAAAAUAGGUUUUCUGAAAGAGUUUUUCUAUUGGCGUGCCGAUUAGAACUUUGGAUUAUUGCGUUGAUGUUUUAUGAAUCAUUUAAAGGUGAUUUCAACAACUUGGAGCUGGUGUUAUCUUUUGAAGAGACAGAAAAAUUGUUAGAUAAGGCAUAUCAUUGUAUUGAUGCCGAAGAUAUAAAAUACUCUUUAUCGGUAAAGCCAACUCUCGAAUACGCAAUUGCUGCGAUAAAUGAAGAUAGUGACCUGAUGAAGAAAGUGAUGAUCAACAGCGCCAUCUUUGAAUCAUUGUAUAACAGCAAUAACUUGAUUUCUAGCAAAUCAAUCGUUAAUUCUGUGGAAGGUUGUGGAUUAUCUGGGAUUUCUAACCUCAUGAAUGAUUAUUUCAAUGAUAAAAAUAAUGAUGAUAUAGAGUUCGACAGCAGCUACAGGUGGGCAUGGAGGCUUGGGAAAUGGGAUCUUCCAGAUUCUGAAACCAGGUCAUAUAAUUCAACGAUAUAUAAGAAGUUGAAAUCUUUGAAACAAGAUAAAUUGACGAUGGAAAAUGACAAAAUCCUAGAAGAAGCGUUGCAGAUGUGUGACCGCUUGAGUACUGAUCAUGAAAGGAAUUACAAGAAUAAAUCAAUGAAUAGUGAUUCAUCGAAACUUUUAGGAUUUUUAUGGAACGUGGAAUCGUCGCUUAAAAUGGAUAAACCGUAUAUCAAAGGGAUUCAUAAGCUACAAAUCAAUUCCGACAGUUGGUUGUUUUCCAACGAUUUCUCAAGGUAUGAAGAUUUUUUGGAGGCCAAACAAGUGGCUUUGGGUUUGCAGUACCAGCAGGUAAAUUUCGGAAAACCUGGGAUCCACUCUUUUAAAAUUGCAUUGAUGAGGAUCAUUGAAUUAUUCACUUAUAAUAACUUGGCGUGCCUAAAUAAUGAGCCGCAAAAGGCCACAAAUUCUAUCAUGAAAAUGGACAAGAUCUUGAAGGAUGAUAUGAGAUACGAUGAAGAUGAUAAAUCUAUCACUAGCAUCAUCAGGGACGCCACGAUUAUUUCGCAAUUUGCCAUUGCCACUACUCUUUGGAACCAAAAAGAAACCCAAAUUCCUAUUGUGAUGUUGAAAAAAUUGAGAUCAGAAGUUAGCGAUUCGCAAUAUUCCGAAAUUGCAUUGAAGAAUGAAAUAGUCAGCAAAGAUCUUCUUGAAUCAUUAUUAGUGGAAUGGCUUUUUGAGCUGAAGCAAGAAACUCCGUCAUCGAUAAUGAAAGAGUAUAUCCAGACUUUUGAUUCGACGGAAACUGGUGCUCACACCACCAAAUUAUGCCACACCUUCGCAAAAUUCUGUGAUAAUCAAUUGAAGCUUUCGAAUAUUGAUGAGGAGCUUCUGAGAUAUUCCAAAAACAUCAAAAGCAUGAGCAAUGACUUGAAAGAGGCUCGGUCUCACAAGAAUUCGGAAAUGUCUAGAUACUCAAACAAAUUGAAAAGCCAGUUGCUUGCUGAUGACACUUAUUACAAAUCAUUGAUGGAAGCCAAAGAAAAUUUCAUUAACCUAUCGGUGAAAUUCUACGUCAACAGUAUCCUUACAGGUGAUGGGGCUUUUGAUUCGGACGUUGACAGGUUGUGUGCGUUGUGGUUGAAGUAUUCUGAUUCUGACAUGGUUAAUCUUGAGAUUGAACGGUUGGUAUCUGAUAAGCGAUUUUCUUACCAUAAAUUUAUUCCGUGGGUCAGUCAGUUAUCAUCUAGAUUGGCCACGGAUGAUUCGCUUUUCCAAAGAUGUUUGAAGAAAGUUUUAAUUAACUCGAGUUUAAAGCACCCGUACCAUACCCUCUUCAUUUUGAAGAGCUUGAGAUUACAACAUGAUUAUAAUAAAAACCCUGAUGCCAUCAUGAAGUCUAGAAUCACUGCUGCCAAUGAGUUGUGGAUAGAAUUAUUCAACCAUAGUAAUCAAUUCAACAGGAAAUACUUGAUGCCAAUUGACCAGUUUUGCAACAAUUCGGUGGGUUUGGCGAAUUAUGAAGUGACAAAAGAUCAGAAGGGUUUAUUGUUGAAGAACCUCAAUAUUGGGAAAUUUUGGACUGAGAAAUUGCCAAAUUUGGGGGUUCCAUUGCCAACCAGAGAGAUUGUGAUAAGGAAAGAUGCUGACUAUGAAAACUGUCCGGUGAUCAAGCGGGUUCUGUCACAAGUAGACAUAGCCCCCACUGGUAUUAGUAGACCCAAAAUUGUGGUAUUUGAGGAAACCGAUGGAUCGAUUGGUAGGGCAUUAUUCAAAGGUAACACCGAUGAUUUAAGACAAGAUGCGAUUAUGGAACAAGUGUUUGAAAAAGUAAAUGUUUUAUUGAUGAAAGACAAAGAGGCCGGCAAGCGGAAAUUACAAAUGAGAACUUAUAAAGUUGUUCCGAUGGGACCACAGGCAGGGAUGAUUCAAUUUGUUCCUGAUUGUAAAUCGUUUUUCGAUAUUGUUGCCCCAUACCACGCGAAAUAUGAUAAACUUAGCCAUAGGGAUCUUGCUAAAAGAUUGAUGAAUUGGGAGAAGUUGCCGGUGAAUCAAAGAGUGAUCAAUUAUGUACAUAAGAUUGACAACGUUAUUAAACCGGUAUUUCGAGAGUUUUUCUUUCGAGGGUUCUUGAACCCUUAUGAUUGGUUUGACAAAAGAUUGAAUUACAGUAAAGGAACUGCAGCAUGUUCUAUGGUCGGUCAUAUGCUUGGACUAGGGGAUAGACACGGGAACAAUAUUUUGAUAGACAAAACCUCUGGAGAACCGAUACAUAUAGAUCUUGGGGUAGCUUUUGACCAAGGGACGUUACUCGCAAUACCAGAAACCGUGCCAUUCCGACUCACCAAGGAUAUUGUUGAUGGGUUUGGGGUCAGUGGAGUCGAAGGGGUUUUCAGAAAAUCCUCUGAACAUGUGUUUAGAGUAUUAAGAGAUCAAAAAGAUCAGAUCGAUGGGAUUUUGAAUAUUUUGAAGUGGGAUCCGUUAUAUAUGUGGUCGAUAUCGCCACUCAGGAAGAAGCGUUUGGCAGAAGUUGGGAAUUUGCAUAAUAUCAAACAAGACAUUGGUGGUCUUGAGGCGUCGCGGGCCGUUGCAGGGGUUCAACUGAAGUUAGUUGCCCAAGGAUUGAGUGUGGAAGCUGCAGUGAGACUGUUGAUUCAAGAAGCGUCUGAUGUCAAGAACCUUGCGUUGUUGUACCAAGGAUGGUGUCCUUUCUAUUGA